Messenger RNA from Anolis sagrei ordinatus, 609 nucleotides. RefSeq names its product apolipoprotein C-I-like. Gene Ontology annotation, biological process: very-low-density lipoprotein particle clearance; negative regulation of very-low-density lipoprotein particle clearance; triglyceride metabolic process. Gene Ontology annotation, cellular component: high-density lipoprotein particle; very-low-density lipoprotein particle; extracellular region. The record is from RefSeq and is a predicted model, not a curated record. Gene Ontology annotation, molecular function: phospholipase inhibitor activity; fatty acid binding. NCBI's taxonomy places the organism in Eukaryota, Metazoa, Chordata, Lepidosauria, Squamata, Anolidae.
AGGAAGGAGGAGACAGAGGAGGAGACACAACAAGAGUCCUUUUAGGGAGCAGCCCAGUGCGAAUCCUGCGCAGAACCGUGGGUGAUUGUCUUUGCAGUCCUUGGGACCAUUCCUUCACCAAGAAGUCCAAUUUUCUCUUCCGCAAUCAUGCAGAUCGUACUUUCUGUUGCCGUGGUCCUUGUGGCACUGUCUGUUGUGGCAGGUACUGAUGAAAUCCCAGUUGCAAACGAACCCAGUUUGUCUCAGAAACUGGAGAAAUUCCAGCAGGAAGUCCAGACUUUUGUGGACCGCGUUGGCGAGGAAACCAAGGAGGCGUUCCGUGACAUUCAUCACAGCGAAUUCAGCAACAAGACCAGGAACUGGUUCUCGGAAAACUUCCGGAAGCUGAAGGAAAAAUUCAGGACCCUCUUUCCCAGAGAGGAAGCCAACUGAAUCCAUCCGUGGACUCCGAUUCCCAUCAUUCCCACACUGAAUGGAAGGAGAGGACCUCCACGAAGCAAUGAUGGAGCAGCACCCGACCCUCGGUGGCCUGCCUUUGCCUUUCUUUCGUCCUUCUUUGAUACGCUUCUAUUAUUAAUAAAGAGAUUAUGCCUUCCUGGUGAAAUAAAA